AUGAAGCGCAAGGCGGAAGCGCAGGCCGCAGGGCAGAAGGCCAGCAAGAAGAAGACAAAGGCUUCCUUGAGCGACACAGAGGCGGCCUCCAGGUUUCGGAAGGGCCUGUUCAGCCAUGCCGAUAACUACGAAAAGGAAUACGCCGAGUCCGCGCCCUACAAGCACUGCGUUAUCCACCAAUUGGUCGACGACAAGCUGCUGCGCUCUGUCCGCGACGAGAUCAAGGACAAUGUCUCCUUCACGCCCAAGGAGACCGACAUCUACAAGAUACACCAGUCCGGAGACUUGGCCAACCUUGAUGGUUUGGACGACGAGGCCCUGUCCAAGCUGCCCUCGCUGCUCGCCCUCCGAGAUGCCAUGUAUUCGCAGAAGUUCCGGGACUACGUUGCCCACAUCACAGGCUGCGGACCCCUGAGCGGGAGAAAAACGGACAUGGCAAUCAACGUCUACACCCCGGGCUCCUACCUCCUCUGCCACGACGACGUGAUCGGCAGCAGGAAAGUCAGCUACAUCCUGUAUCUCACGGACCCAGAAAUACCGUGGAAGCCGGAAUGGGGAGGCGCAUUGAGACUGUUUCCUGUGCGCGACAGGGAGGGCAAGGACGGGAAGAAGGCCAAGACGCCUGAGGCAGAUGUGUCUAAAGUCAUUCCGCCAGCUUGGAACCAGCUCAGCUUCUUUGCCGUGCAGCCAGGGGAGAGCUUUCACGAUGUUGAGGAAGUCUACCACGCCCAGAACGAGAAGCAGCUCAAGAAAGAGGGCGGCAGAGUACGAAUGGCCAUUAGCGGGUGGUUCCACAUCCCGCAGAUCGGCGAGGCAGGCUAUGUCAAGGGCGCGGAGGAAGAAAACGCGAAGAACAGCAGCUUGAUGCAGCUUCAAGGGAAUCCGGACCAAUACGACACCCCCCAGCCCGCACCCAUCGCUGUAGAAAAGCCGAAAUCGGAUUCCCAAGAAACCUUCGAUGAAGGCGACCUCGAGUUCUUGCUCAAGUACAUGGCGCCUACGUAUCUGACGCCAGAUACCUUGGAGCAAGUCCAGGAGCACUUCGACGAGGCGUCCAGCAUUACCUUGCCAGAUCUCCUGAACAAGAAGUUCGGCAAGCGGUUACAAGAAUACGUCACGGAACAAGACAAAAAAGCUCUACCUGAGAACAGUGCCGAGAUUGAGAAAGGGUCCUGGAAAGUGGCCAAGCCGCCACACAAGCACCGCUACCUGUACAUGCAACCAACCAAGACGAAGCAGGGCAAGAAGGGCAAGGCCAAGGAGGAAGCCUCGCCAAUUCAGGAGCUUCUCGAUGACUUCUUGCCCAGCCCACAGUUCCGUCGCUGGCUGCAGAUGGCGACAAGCAGCGUGAUCGAGAGCCAAGACGUUAUAGCGCGGCGCUUCCGCAAGGGCAAGGACUACACUCUGGCCACCGGCCACGAGGGUAAGCCGCGCCUCGAGCUGAACCUGGGCAUUACGCCAACCUCGGGUUGGGGUGAUGACAACGAUGAAGCCGAGGAGGAAGAGGAAGAAGAGGCCCCCAAGACCAACGGAAAGGGCAAGGGCAAAGCCAAGGCGAAGAAGGCUGAAGAGCCGGAAGUGCCCGAGGAGGUCGGAGGCCACGAGGUCUACAUGGCCGGAGACGACGACACGGCCGAGGAUGCCGCCGUCUACAAGUCCAGCGGCGACGAGGACAACAUCCUCUUCUUCCAGGCCGCGGCGUGGAACAAGCUGACCAUCGUCCUGCGCGACAGCGGCACUCUUAAGUUCGUCAAGUACGUCAGCCGCAAGGCGCCCGGCGACCGGUGGGACAUCUGCGGCACGUACGAGAUCGAGGAGCAGGAUGACGAGGACGAGGAGGCAGAAGAGGACGCCAACGCCAAGCUGCUCGCCGAGGAUACGGAGGAGGAGUGGAAUGGAUUCUCGAGUUCUAGCGAAGACAGCGACUCGGAUUAG
Molecule: messenger RNA, 1935 nt
Organism: Neoarthrinium moseri
Lineage: Eukaryota; Fungi; Ascomycota; Sordariomycetes; Amphisphaeriales; Apiosporaceae
Exons: 2
Coding region: 1-1935 (644 amino acids)
Biological process (GO): regulation of translational termination; peptidyl-proline hydroxylation
Cellular component (GO): cytoplasm
Molecular function (GO): peptidyl-proline dioxygenase activity; L-ascorbic acid binding; iron ion binding
Source: RefSeq, a predicted model, not a curated record